CAUAUUGUGUCAUAUUCAUCAAGAGCACUGCAAAAGCACUCUAAAUUGGGGGGAAAAAAAGCAUUACCAAACACCAAAUAAAUAUGUCUCUGAGUAACUUUUCAUCACUCAUUCUAAUAACUUUGAUAUUGGCCACAUCAGCCCUGGUCUCCGAGAGCCGGGUCGCAAGAAAAGACUUGGGUUUGGACCUCGGCGGGAUAGGGAUCGGUGCUGGUAUUGGCAUAGGUAUCGGUGGAGGUGGAUCCGGAUCCGGAGCUGGUGCCGGGUCUGGAUCCGGAGGAGGAGGGUCAAGCUCUUCUUCCUCAUCUAGCUCUAGUUCUUCUUCCAGCUCCGGUGGUGGAGGAGGUGAUGCAGGAUCCGAAGCUGGAUCCUACGCCGGAUCACGUGCCGGGUCUGGUUCGGGAGGACGUUCCGGGUCAGGCCGUGGAAGAGGAAGUGGAGGAGGAGGGGGUCACGGUGGAGGAGGUGGAGGAGGAGGGGGUAGAGGUGGAGGAGGUGGAUCCGGUAACGGAGGAGGGUACGGUGAAGGCGGUGGAUAUGGUGGAGGAUAUGGUGGUGGCGACGACUGAAUAAAGAAUAUUGCAUGCAUGCAAUAUCACAUCGGUGCAAUAUUGUGUUUUAUACGUCAUUAUAUUAUGUUAUUAGUAUAUGAAAAAAUAAAAUGCUAGAAAAGUAAAUUUUCUAAAGUGUGUGAGUAAAGGAGAUGAAAAAGGAUGAAUUCUAAUGUGUUUGGUUACUUAUUAUAUACUCUUCGAUAUUCGGAUUGGAUUCUUGGUGUUGUAUAUGUUUUACUUUUGUACUAUAAGUUGUAAUUUCCCAAUUUAAAUAGUUGAGAAAAUAAAUGUUAUGUAGCAUUUGUAUUC
Messenger RNA from Arabidopsis lyrata subsp. lyrata, 863 nucleotides. RefSeq names its product glycine-rich protein DOT1. The transcript has a single exon. The coding region runs from base 84 to 569 and encodes 161 amino acids. The record is from RefSeq and is a predicted model, not a curated record. Lineage: Eukaryota; Viridiplantae; Streptophyta; Magnoliopsida; Brassicales; Brassicaceae.